AGUGCUCUCUGCUAACACGCCUCCUCUCUCUCCUCUUGGCCCCGCCCCCCUCGGAUAUAAAAAAGUUUUUGGUGUGUGGCGGCUCCCGAAUCGCACACGCCAGAAUGGAAACGCUCCUCGGUGCGCUCACUGGCACACCUCCCUCUCCUCCUCCUCCUCCUCCUCAUCUUCUUCUUCUUAAUUGCGCAUCGGCACUCCGGCAGCCCCACAGCGGGAGUCACGACCAAGCACGUCUGAGAUAAACGCAGAGGAUGAACGAGUGAGGAUGAUGAUGAUGAUGAUGAUGAGCUUCCUGCGUCGGUGGACCGCAAAAUGAUGGAUUGAACUUUAAAAAUGUUCAAGUGGUGUUUGGACUCAGCUGUUCUCGGUCUGUGGAAUAUGUCAGAGUUAGAUUUCCAGCUGGGCUGAUGCUGAUUCGUGAAACCAUGACACGUUUUCUUCUCCUCCUGUCCUGAUGCUUUGUGCGUGAAGCUGCUCCAAACUCCAGCGCAGGAAAGUCACCGGAACCGGACUAAAGAGGACUCUGCUUCCCGUUCUGACAGGCUGCUGAGAGGGACCAAAGACAUGCAUGUAACGAUGUGAUGAAAAGGUUUCCUGCUCACGCAUCUCCCAGUGACUGGAAGUAAACGGCACCGCCUGAGUGCGUCAGACCCGCGCGGACAGCCGUUACGCAUGGGGACAGCUCUGGACUGAGAGGAUUUUUUUGCUUGUUCAUUUUGCUUUUUAUGAUUUUUAACUCUGACAAAAGAGGGAAACAAUUAUCCUACUCCUCCUCAAACAGAAAAUGAGUAGCUGUCUUUUCCGACUUGCACUCUUCGUGGCUUGCGUCCUCUCCAUCCGCUGCACCGCUGCGCCCCCGACCGAGGCGGAGGCGCACACGGCGACCUGCGCGUCCUGCGGUGUCGCUCAGCCAGAGGACCCCGAGUCGGGCCGGCUCAACGUGGACUUCCUGGAGGCGGUGAAGAGGCACAUCCUGAGCAGGCUGCAGAUGCGGGAGAGGCCCAACAUCACGCACCCGGUCUCCAAGGCGGCCAUGGUGACGGCGCUGCGGAAGCUCCACGCCGGGAAGCUGCGGGAGGACGGCAGGGUGGAGAUCCCCAACCUGGACGGACACCCGAUGAGCAACGAGGUGCUGGAGGAGAGCUCGGAGAUCAUCAGCUUUGCAGAGAAAGAUGAUAUGGUCACAUCCAAGUCCAGCCUGUUCUUCUUGAUCUCCAAUGAGGGAAACCAGAAUCUGUAUGUGACGCAGGCCACCCUCUGGCUCUACUUCAAGCUGCUGCCGUCCCCCUCGGAGGUGCGUCCGAGGCGGAAGGUGACGGUGAAGGUCUACUACCAGGAACCUGGUCUCAGCAGCAAGUGGAACCUGGUGGAGAAACGGGUGGAGAUGAAGCGCAGCGGCUGGCACACCUUCAUGCUCACCGACGCCGUCCGGUUGGUGUUUGAGAAGGGCGACAGGCGUCAGAACCUGGACGUGCGAUGCGAGGGCUGCGACGCAGAGGGUGUCACGCCCGUCCUGCUCAACCACAACGACGAGUCCCACCGGCCCUUCCUGGUGGUGCAGGCGCGGCAGGCUGACAACAAACACCGGAUCCGCAAGAGGGGGCUGGAGUGCGACGGCAGCAGCAGCCUGUGCUGCCGCCAGCAGUUCUACAUAGACUUCCGGCUCAUUGGCUGGAAUGACUGGAUCAUCGCACCGUCGGGCUACUUUGGGAACUACUGCGAGGGGAACUGUCCGGCCUACAUGGCCGGCGUCCCCGGCUCGGCCUCGUCCUUCCACACGGCAGUGGUGAACCAGUACCGCAUGCGGGGGAUGAGCCCGGGCUCCAUGAACUCCUGCUGCAUCCCCACCAAGCUCAGCACCAUGUCCAUGCUGUACUUUGACGACGAGUACAACAUCGUCAAGCGGGACGUUCCCAACAUGAUCGUGGACGAGUGUGGCUGUGCUUGAGUGUGUUUUCAUUAUUUAAGAUGGAACUGAAGAACUUAAGUGUAAACAAGAGUCACAAUAUUACAACAAAGAACAAAAACGAAUAUAGAAACAAAAUAUUUAUGGACGAAGAAAACACGCGCACACACAACCUCAUCCACACAUAUCUACACACCCUCAUGUAUGCCUGCACAAAAACCUGUAUAUAUAUUUAUGUUUGUUGAUGUAUUCUCUGGUGUUUCUGUCUAGAAACGAGUCAGUCGUGACUCGACCAGUCAGACGUAAAGAGUUCUCUUCUUCCAAAUCUUUAAAUAUCCGUCAGUCUCUGUAUUAAUUAUCUCUGAGGCGGUCAGAUUUGGUUUGCUAACGCAUGCCGGACCUGCAGGAUGUGACCGACUAGCAUCGGUCACGCUGCUCGUUUGGAAUGAAACUCUUCCCGCGUGGAGCGUUUAGGGAGCCUUACGUGAGUGACGAAGAGCGUUGGUGUGAUUCAAAUUGGCCUCCUUUGAGAGGAGUGUGUGCAAACACGUGGGACGAGCACCUAACACAUUCGGUCACCGGUCAGACUUUACCGACGUACAGCACGUCCAAUCAGGACUCACGGUCACACUACGUCUCAGAGAAACUUUGUUCAACGAUAAAAACCGACUUCAAACACAUGUGAACAUUUGGAUUCCAGAAAUGGAUGGAAACUGAAAGAACACAAUCUGUGGGGACUUUUCAGUGAGGUUACACUGUCACCAAACCAUGACAUGAUCCUCCAAACCAUAAGGCACACCUGCCAAUGUGAGCUGUCACACCUGACAUUCACACAACUGCUUGGAGGUUGUGUUUCCAGUUACUGAUAUGCAUCUGUUCACAGCUCUGGAUUCUUUCCAUUGUCUCCAUUGUUGUUCUUACAGUUGGAAAGCUACGCUGACGUUUAUCAAACAAGGCUAAAGGUUACCUGAACGUCUCAUGGCAUCUCUACAGAGCUCGCUGUUGUGUCGUGCACCUCAAAUUUAUUCCUUUGAUUAUUGCAAGCUUCACCUCCCUUCACCUUGUUUCAGCUUCACCUCGAAGGGGGGAAAAAACUCAACAUAUGUCACAUUUCAGUCACAGUGAAAAGUUGCCAUAUUGCUCAGUUUGGUGAUGUGCAGCUCGGCACACUCUGAUAGCACUUGCAGACUGAAAUGCCUUUAACGAGCCCUACGAGGCGCACCGCCGCCCACAGUCCUUCUGAAAGAAACAAGUGCCGCAUGAGCUAUGCAAUGUAUAGUAUUUACCCAUCCACCAGACAGGCUGAACUUUAGCUCUUCUGACAAACUGUCUCCAAUACUUGAAAUGUAAGUGUGGCAAGCAGGGGCAGGUCGGGCUUUGGCGAGGAGGCAGGAGGAGGCAGGAGGAGGCAGGAGGAGCCUCCCCACCACACAGCUCAGCGUCUGACUCAAAAUGUUUCUGACAGUAGACGGUGAAGUCUUGUGAUCUGACUCCACUCGAAAGUCUAACCCACAGCUUAGUCUAAUCCAAUCAGAUGGAACAACAGUGUGUGUUUCAGAGGGUCCCACUCCGCAUGGGGCACAGCACGUAUAAGAAAACAGAAAAUGUGUUUAAUACCUGCUCUGAAGGCUCCUUCUUUCUUUGUCGUACAACACAAAACAUGUUUGUGCUCACUGGACAUUCAGUCCGUCACUGAACAGUCGGUUGGGUUUCACUGCCUGAAUCGUCUCAAGUAUAAAAAGAGGCUAACUGGGGCUAACUUUGACCCAAAUGUGAUGCUCGAGUAGUGAUUGUAGUGUCUAAAUGAAUGUGUCCCAGUGGAGUUUGGCACCGAAACACACUUUGAGACACAGUUUGGAGUCACUUUGACAUCACUUUGAUGUUUCCAGGUUAUUUCACCAGUCCACGAUAUCCUGCUCUCAUCUGCACCACCAGGUGACAACACCUGAGGUUCAGGCCUCCUGUCCAGCGCUCGACCUCCACUUUGCCUUCCACUGUAAUCCUUCGCUUGUUCUCGGAAGCGAAUCGUUAGAAUAUUUGCACUGAGGAGCUGCGUGACGAGUUAGAAGAGAAAUGAACAGAAACUGCCAUUGAAAAAAAAAAGUUAUUUUUAUAGAAGCAAAAUUGAGCUCUGUUCAAAUGUAUUAUACCUAAUCAUGGAACCAAAGAGGCCAAGAGGUUUAGCUAUUGAAAGACGGCGAGGCCGUCGCGUUUGUGUUGUUGUAAAUGACUUUGUGACAGUUAAAGAGGCCUAAACACUGUAUCAGGGUAUAAUAUCAGUCCAUAAUCAGCUUAAUCUCUUUUCUAUUUUGUACCUAGACAUGGAAUAUUUCAUAUUUUUUCAUCAAAGUACUUAAAUAUUCCUAGUUUUGUUUCCUCUUUUUGUUAGCUCAGAAUCAUUUAGAGUAAAGCACACGCCAUCAGAUCCCUGUACAGUCGAUGUAACAUAUCAAUAUGCUUUUGAAAUAUUUUGUUCUUUGUAAUUGUUGAAAAAUAAAUUUCUUAUUACCAGUUGUAUGGACUUGUUUGUGUCGUGACACCUGAGAGAACGUUAUCCAAGCUUGAAGUGAAGGUGUGACUUUGAAGAUGGCGGCGGUUUGUGCCGCGUUCGCCCACGUGUUGUGUGAUCUUUCGCCACAAAAAUUCCCUAAUUAU
Messenger RNA from Scatophagus argus, 4561 nucleotides. RefSeq names its product inhibin beta B chain-like. Gene Ontology annotation, biological process: BMP signaling pathway; SMAD protein signal transduction. Gene Ontology annotation, molecular function: growth factor activity; cytokine activity. Lineage: Eukaryota; Metazoa; Chordata; Actinopteri; Scatophagidae. The record is from RefSeq and is a predicted model, not a curated record. Gene Ontology annotation, cellular component: extracellular region. The transcript is spliced from 2 exons. Bases 785 to 1948 code for a protein of 387 amino acids.